This is a messenger RNA of Equus caballus (horse), 2466 nucleotides long. RefSeq names its product sirtuin 3 (gene SIRT3). NCBI's taxonomy places the organism in Eukaryota, Metazoa, Chordata, Mammalia, Perissodactyla, Equidae. Gene Ontology annotation, molecular function: histone deacetylase activity, NAD-dependent; NAD+ binding. Gene Ontology annotation, cellular component: nucleus. The record is from RefSeq and is a predicted model, not a curated record.
GGGAGCAGAGAGCUUCAGGGAAAACCCAGCAACAGUGUGUAAAGUGGACCUAUCUGUGCAGGAAUCCUGCAGUGUUCGUUUUGCAAGGAGCAAAGGAAAAACCGAAAGAGAGCAAACAGGAGAGGGAGUUCGCUCAUACUCCCAGGAGAUAAGCUCUGGGUUGUCCUUAUGUAUGUCUAAGGAUGUGCUUUUAGGGUGCCUGUGAGUGAAAGAAAUACUCUCAGUUUCCUGUUUUUAUGCCUGUAUUCACUUUAGAGUCAUCAUUCAUUUGGGGAGGGUCAUCAGUUCAGUUGGUUGAAUCUCUUUUCCUGUAGGGUGGAGGGGUCUCUAUACCGACGUCAGAGAUGUCCUGGGGGAGGGUCAUCAAGGGCCUUCUCCUGGAAGGAUGGACGUGGUGGCCACCAGCCCUUGGGGUGUGAGGAAGGCACCCUGUGCAGUGGGGGAUGGUGGUCCUGGACUCUGGGUGAGUCACCAGCAUGAUACUAGGAGAUGAAGAGGUUAUGCAGCUUGGUGCGAUGCCCAGCAGGGGCCUGAGAGAAAACCUGUAUACUCAGGAGGCCUCCAGGCCCAUGUGAAGCUCUAGUGCCACAUGCCUCCCAUGGCUGCAGCUUCAGGGGGACAUUUUCAGGGGCUUCUCUGGGCUUUGUGUGAUUUGUAUUGCUUUUGUUUCUUCCUGUGGCUUUCCUGGGCGUCGAGUCAUUUAUUGGGUCCAGAGGCCUCACUGAAGCCUGUAACUGCUUUAUCGUGGUCUGGCUCUUUUUUCCUGUGGAAGACCAUCUCAGACUCCUAACACUGAAUCUUGUUGUGAGUGUCUCAGCUCUUGGCUUCUGGAGAGACCUGAGAAGCUUUCUGGAGCUUUGAAGAGACAGCCCUGAGCUGCGGUCUCCUAUGGCCUUGCCUUGGCUGUGUGAUUGUUUGGCUGCCUCAUACUAUGAGCAGCCCCCUACAUGGCUGUGAACAUUGAAGAUGAAGUCUCUGCAGCACUUUGAACCCCUAGCUUUCAGGCAUUACAGGUGGAAGAAGGCCCAUAUCUUUUUCUGCUGGUGCUUCAAGCGUCUUUGGAAGUGGAGGCAACAGUAGGAAGGAGAAGCUUUUGCUGCAGGAUGUGGCUGAGCUGAUUCGAACCAGAGCCUGCCAGAGGGUGGUGGUCAUGGUGGGGGCCGGCAUCAGCACCCCCAGCGGCGUUCCAGACUUCAGGUCUCCUGGGAGUGGCCUCUACAGCAACCUCCAGCAGUAUGACAUCCCGUACCCCGAGGCCAUCUUUGAACUCGAGUUUUUCUUUCACAACCCCAAGCCCUUUUUUGCUUUGGCCAAGGAACUGUACCCUGGGAACUAUAGGCCCAACGUCACUCACUACUUCUUCCGACUGCUGCAUGAGAAGGGGCUGCUUCUGCGGCUCUACACGCAGAACAUCGAUGGGCUCGAGAGAGCGUCUGGCAUCCCUGCCUCAAAGCUGAUUGAAGCACACGGAUCCUUUGCCUCUGCCACCUGCGCUGUCUGCCGAACACCCGCCCCAGGAGAGGACUUCUGGGCCGACGUGAUGGUGGACAGGAUCCCCCGCUGCCCAGUCUGCACUGGCAUUGUGAAACCAGACAUCGUGUUCUUUGGGGAGCCGCUGCCCCAGAGGUUCUUGCUGCAUGUGAUUGAUUUCCCCAUGGCAGAUCUUCUGCUUAUCCUUGGGACCUCCCUGGAGGUGGAACCUUUUGCCAGCUUGUCUGAGGCCGUGCAGAGCUCGGUGCCCCGACUGCUCAUCAACCGGGACCUGGUGGGGCCCUUGGCGUGGCGUCCUCGCAGCAGGGACGUGGUUCAGCUGGGGGACGUGGUACAUGGUGUGGAAAAGCUGGUGGAGCUUCUGGGCUGGACGGAAGAGAUGCAGGACCUCAUCCAGCGGGAAACUGGAAAGCUCGAUGGACAGGACAGAUAGAAGGGUGACAGCUGUCCCUCGUAGCAGAAGUGGUUUCAUGGGAGAGUCACAGCCCAUUCCUGAUGAGACCUCGUGCCUGAAGAACAGCUUGGGCAAGUUUACACAUUGUGGCUGAACUAGCACGUGUGCACAUCUUCCCAGGUCGUGAGCGCUGUGCUGACAGGUAGGGUAGUGAUCACACUUGGAGACAACCUGGUCGCAGGUACAAAGGAGCUGCCUUUUUGCUGUGGUGGUUUUAGCUCUUCACUCUGCUCAAGCUCCUAAUGCCAAAAGAUUCUGACCCUCUUGAACUCAGACUGACUGGAAUCCCAGACCAGAUCUGCUGUAGUGUGUCUAGGUCUCCAUGUGAAGGGCAGGCUCAGCAUCUGUCCGUUAGAAACACCCAGUCUUGGGCUGAGCUGCCCCAGUCACGUCCCAAAGUGUGGUCCUCGGUCCCAAACAAUGCACUAGGGUCUUCUAGCAUGUUGGUCUCCUUAGAAGGCUUAUUUUUAAUUAGAGAAAGCUCCUUCAUUUCUGGCAUGAAAUAAAUUUGAAAAAUUGAG